AUGAUGAGAAAAAGGUGGGGCAGGCUUCCUCUUGCAAAUAUUGACAGAUCACUUCCACAGUGUGGUAUGCUUAAAUUCUCUUGGUACUGCCUUUUUAGCAUAUUUUCUUCUGUUUAGUCAAAUCUUUUUGUAAAAAGGGGGAAACUUUGUUAAUUUAUCAUGGCAACAGAUGUAUAGUAAGAGUUUUCCAUAUGAAAGAUUAAAGUUUAUCCAACCUACUGGACUUUAUAGAGAAUUUCCUUGACAGUGGAUCAUGUGUAGCAUCUAAGUGCUGCUUGCAAUAAUGUCCUAAGGUACAUUGUUUGCUUUUGAAUACUUUUUUUUUGUUUGCUCAUAUUCAUUUUAUCGUAUAAGUAUCUGUUACUAUGUGUUUUGAAGAAGCUUUUAGACAUAAUUUAUCUUUAAAGUUGUUAUUGUAAAAUAGUCCACUCUCCACUGCCAUGGUGUGAGCUCAGCAAGACUAAUGUACCCUUUAGUAUCUGGGGUUACUCAAGAUUAUGUUCAAGAACUUUAAUAAGGAAUUCCUCGUUAUCCUGGACCAUACCCACCUAUGAUUCGCCCUGGCUUUCCUCCUCGUCCGCUGCCUCCAAUGGGUGUGAUUCCACAAAUUCUUCGACCUCCUAUUCCUGGAAUUCGUGGUCCUCCUGUGGUUUCUCCAGUUGUCAGGCCUGUUGUUCCUGCUGUUGCAACUGAGAAACCACAAACAACAGUGUAUGUUAGCAAGAUAGCUCCAACUGUUGAUAAUGAUUUUCUCCUCUCUCUUCUUCGACUUUGUGGACCAGUGAAGAGUUGGAAACGUGCUCAAAAUCCCUCUGAUGGCUCUCCUACAAGUUUUGGCUUUUGUGAAUUUGAAGCUGCUGAAGGAAUUCUUCGAGCUCUACGUCUGCUAACUAAGUUGAACAUUGAUGGACAAGAGCUGGGGUUAAAAAUCAACCAAGCAACCCGGGAAUAUCUUGAACGUUAUGUUCAAAAGAAGACUGAACAAGAAAAGCUCAAGGCCACUGAAAAUCAAGCUCCUGAGAAAGAGAAUGAAGGUGCACCAGGUGUUGAGAAACAAGAACUUCAAAAGCCAGCUGUAGAAGGUAGAUCAGAGGAGCCAGAUGAUUCCGGGGAUAAAGAGAAUCAAGAACACCAGACGUUUGGAAUUGUUACAGAUGAAGAUCGUGAGGCUGAUAAAGAUGCUUCAGAGAAGAUUACAAGUAAGAUAGAAGAGAGGUUAAAGACAAAACCUCUGCCUCCUCCCCCACCUGUUCGGCCUCCAGUUGAUGCAUCUGUUAAAUCAAAUUCUGAGGUUCCUUCUAAAUCAAGGGAAGUGGAUUCUGAGGUGGAUAUCGUGAGAAGUGAUGUAGCUGAAGAUAAAAACGAUGAUGAAACCACUAGUGAGGCCAAGGCUUCCAGUGAACAUGACAAGGUUGAAACAAGCUCUCCUGAUAGGGGAAGGAGGCAUGAUAGAAGUAGCAGAGAAAGAGACAGGGAACAUGAUUUGAAACGGGAGAAAGAACGGGAAUUAGAGAGGUACGAGCGCGAGCGAGAGCGAGAGAGAGUUAGGAGGGAGAAAGAAAGGGACUUGAAAAUAAGAGAAGCUGAGAGGCUAUAUAAUAACCGUUUGAAGGAUUGGGAAGCUAGGGAGAGGGAGAAAGAACACCGACGUCAGAAAGAGAAGGAGAGGGAGAAAGAUAGGCAACGAGAACGUCGUAGAGAGAUUUCAAAAGAUGAAGAUGGGAGUGACGAUGAUGAAGAUGAUACAAGGAAAAGGAGGCGCAGGAGUACAACACUUGAGGAGAAGAGGAGAAAGAGACAACGGGAGAAGGAGGAUGACUUGGCUGACAGAUUAAAAGAAGAGGAAGAGAUUGCUGAAGCAAAGAAGAGGGCAAUCGAAGAGCAAAGGCGGAUGGAGGAAACAAAAGCUCUUCCUGACCAAGUGAAUGAGGACAGAGAAGCUACUGAAAUGCAAGUGGAUGCUAUGGUUAUUGAUGGUAAGGAAGCGCCUGUUGCUGAGCAUGUUUAUGAUGGUGUUUCUGGUAGUGGCAAUGGUGAAGCAACAUAUGAAAACAGCAUCGGUGGUGAACUAACUGCAGGAUCGGCUGCACUAACGGAUAUGAAGCAGAACAAUGAUGUUCCUGCUAGAAAACUGGGUUUUGGUCUAAUGGGUUCAGGAAAAAGGACAACUGUUCCAUCAGUUUUCCGUGAGGAAGAUGAGAAUGUUGAAGAGAAGAAAAUGAGACCCUUGGUACCUAUAGAUUACUCCACUGAGGAAUUACAGGCUGUACAGUCAAGUGUUUCCUCUACACCACCAAAUCUGGUGGCUGCUGCUGAAUUUGCAAAGCGUAUCUCGGGUGAGAACUCUAAAGAAGAGAAGCCUGAAAUGGAAAGAAAUAGAAAUGGUCGGUCUAAUGACAGAUCAAGCCACAAAGAGCGAGUCCGGAAUGAGGAUGAGAAUGCUCGUCACAGGAAUGAUAACAAGGAGAAGACGCGUGAUAGAAGUUAUGAAAGGGAAAGGGAGAGGGAAGAUAAGCCAAAAUCAGAAAACAAAAAGCUUUUGGAUGCAAAACAAUUGAUUGACAUGAUUCCGAAGACCAAGGAAGAGCUCUUUGCCUAUGAAAUUAAUUGGGAUGUUUAUGAUAAGCACGAAUUGCAUGAGAAAAUGAGACCAUGGAUCUCAAAGAAGAUUACUGAAUUUCUUGGAGAGGAGGAGGAAACACUGGUGGACUAUAUUGUUUCAAGUACCAAAGAGCAUGUUCAAGCAUCAAAAAUGCUGAAUCUGCUGAAGUCCAUCUUGGACGAUGAGGCAGAAAUGUUUGUUCUCAAGAUGUGGAGGAUGCUAAUAUUUGAAAUUAAGAGAGUUGAAACAGGAAUCUCUGUUAAACCAAGGGCCUGAGAAUGAAGUUUCAUUUAUGAGAAAGAGGUUUCAUUUCUUCAUUCUCUCUUCAGAGAGUAUGCUACCUUACCUUCUCCUUUAUAUUUCAGAAAUGAGACUAAGAAACAACAGCAGCCACUAUUUUUCUUAUGUAUGCGGUGCAAGUCCUUUUGUAGGAGACUUGUACCAAACUUCAUGUCCAAUUGACCAAAAUGUGCCUGCUCUUUGAUUCUUUGCGGAAAGGCUUGUCUGGAUUUGGGAAGUCAAUCGCUUGUGGUGCCAAAACAGGACUGUCCAUCAUUUUGUAUUGUGAGUGGAUAAAGUCAUUCUGCUAGGUAUGCUGUUAAACACCAGAAAUCUUUUGUUAGUAAUAUUUGACCUUGUUAGUAAUAUUUACAUUUUACUGGAUUUGAAUAAUUGUGUAACUAAUAUGCCUGAUAAUGCAUUAUCAUGAUAUAUCUAAAAGGUCAAUGUUUUAACA
Asparagus officinalis (garden asparagus) is the source of this 3338-nucleotide messenger RNA. RefSeq names its product RNA-binding protein 25. Gene Ontology annotation, biological process: mRNA processing. Gene Ontology annotation, molecular function: RNA binding. The record is from RefSeq and is a predicted model, not a curated record. The coding region runs from base 551 to 2878 and encodes 775 amino acids. Lineage: Eukaryota; Viridiplantae; Streptophyta; Magnoliopsida; Asparagales; Asparagaceae. The transcript has 7 exons.